AUGUCGGACCCGGCGGCGCAGGCCUCCCAACCCCGGCUCGUCCAAGCCCAGACCGCGGGGUCAGCUGGGUCCAGUACCGCCGCGACGGGCUCCGGGUCGGGAAACAGCGACCCAGCCAGACCGGGACUUAGCCAGCAACAACGUGCGAGCCAGAAGAAAGCCCAAGUCCGGGCUUUCCCACGGGCGAAAAAGCUCGAGAAACUUGGCGUAUUCUCCGCAUGCAAGGCCAUUGACACAUGCAAGUGCAACGGAUGGAAAAACCCAAAUCCCCCCUCGGCCACACGUAUGGACCUGCAGCAGCAAGCCGCCAGCCUCGGCGAGCUGUGCCGUAGCUGUGGACAUGCUCUGGCUGACCACGUGUCCCACUUGGAGAACGUGUCUGAGGAUGAGAUGAACAGGCUGCUGGGGAUGGUGGUGGACGUGGAGAACCUUUUCAUGUCUGUGCACAAAGAGGAGGACACGGACACCAAACAGGUCUACUUCUACCUGUUCAAGCUGCUGAGGAAAUGCAUCCUGCAGAUGAGCCAGCCGGUGGUAGAAGGAUCCCUGGGAAGUCCACCCUUUGAGAAGCCCAACAUUGAGCAGGGGGUUUUGAAUUUUGUUCAGUACAAGUUCAGCCACCUGGCACCAAAGGAAAGGCAGACCAUGUUUGAGCUGUCAAAGAUGUUCCUCUUGUGCCUAAAUUACUGGAAGCUGGAGACACCGACGCAGUAUCGCCAGCGCACCCAGAAAGACGACGGGACGGCGUACAAAGUGGACUACACAAGGUGGCUCUGCUACUGCCACGUCCCCCAGAGCAACGACAGCCUGCCGCGCUAUGAAACCACUCACGUGUUCGGGCGCAGCCUGCUCAAGUCCAUCUUCACGGUGACCCGCCGCCAGCUCCUGGAGAAGUUCCGAGUGGAGAAGGACAAGCUGCUACCGGAGAAACGCACACUCAUCCUCACACACUUUCCCAAGUUCUUGUCCAUGCUGGAGGAGGAAAUCUAUGGGGAUAAUUCACCAAUUUGGGAGGCUGACUUCACCAUGCCUGCCUCUGACGGCACACAGCUGGGGCAUCAGUCAGGGAUCAGUCCCGCCGCAGGGUCCGGCUCCCCCGCGCUGCCCAAAGGUCUGAGCAGCAUGUCCUCUGUGGGCAGCUUGGACGCCGGCGCCGCAGAGCCCCACACAGGGGAGAAACGCAAACUGGAGGUGUUGACGCUGGAGGACGCCAAGCGGAUCCGCGUGAUGGGAGACAUUCCGAUGGAGCUGGUCAAUGAGGUCAUGAUGACGAUCACUGACCCUGCCGCCAUGCUCGGACCGGAGACCAACCUUCUGACUCCAAACGCUGCCCGCGACGAGACCGCCAGGCUGGAGGAGAGGCGGGGGAUCAUCGAGUUCCACGUCAUCGGAAACUCGCUGUCCCAGAAGUCCAACAAGAAGAUUUUGAUGUGGCUGGUCGGCCUGCAGAACGUCUUCUCUCACCAGUUACCUCGCAUGCCCAAAGAGUACAUCACGCGGCUGGUGUUCGACCCGAAGCACAAGACCCUCGCCCUCAUCAAAGACGGCCGCGUCAUCGGAGGCAUCUGUUUUAGGAUGUUUCCCACUCAGGGCUUCACGGAGAUCGUCUUCUGUGCCGUCACGUCCAAUGAGCAAGUUAAGGGCUACGGUACACACCUGAUGAAUCACCUAAAGGAGUACCACAUCAAACACAACAUCCUCUAUUUCCUCACUUACGCCGACGAGUACGCCAUUGGCUACUUCAAGAAGCAGGGCUUCUCCAAAGACAUCAAAGUCCCGAAAGGACGGUACCUGGGCUACAUCAAAGACUACGAGGGAGCCACCCUCAUGGAGUGUGAGCUCAACCCAAGGAUCCCGUACACGGAGCUCUCUCACAUCAUUAAAAGACAGAAGGAGAUUAUCAAGAAGCUGAUCGAGAGAAAACAGAGCCAGAUCAGGAAGGUUUACCCGGGUCUGACCUGCUUCAAAGAGGGCGUACGACAGAUCCCGGUGGAGAGCAUUCCAGGGAUAAGAGAGACGGGAUGGAAACCCAGUAACAAGGAUAAAGGGAAAGAGGUGAAGGACCCCGACAUGUUAUACAACAUGUUAAAGAACCUCCUGGCCCAGAUAAAGACUCACCCCGAUGCCUGGCCCUUCAUGGAGCCCGUCAAGAAAUCCGAGGCUCCGGAUUACUACGAGAUCAUCCGCUUUCCCAUCGACCUGAAGACCAUGACGGAGAGACUUAAGAACAGGUACUACGUGACCAAGAAGCUUUUCAUUGCCGACCUUCAGCGAAUCAUCACCAACUGUCGCGAGUACAACCCUCCAGACAGCGAGUACUGCAAGAGUGCCAACACCCUGGAGAAGUUCUUCUACUUCAAAUUAAAGGACGCAGGACUUAUUGAGAAAUGAAAUCCGCAGAAUUAUUCAGAUUUCUAAACCGAACGCGGGGCGAUGUUCACUCGCCCCCCCCCCCCCGACGAGGAAGAACACAUCGCAAAGCUAUUGGCAUAUCUGCGUUAAUAAAAGGGCAUGUACGCGACCGCCACGGACCGCUAUCCGAUCAAGUUGAGCAAUGCAAAGUGUCAGAAAGACAUUUAUCUUUAAGUUGCUCCUUUCCAGUACUCCCAGUGGGUCGAGAAUCCACAUGUUUCAUUAAGUGUACCAAAGUUAUAGGUCCAAGUUAUAACCACGCCACACUUUCCACCAUUUAUUUAUAGUAUGAUUGAUUUGUUUUUUGUUGCAUGUAAUGACAUUUGUUUGUACCAAUUUGCUUAAAACUUGUCACUGUAGCAGAGAUAUACGUAGAGUUCUUUCAUAGAAAACUGGACCUCGGGACCUAAAGCCACGUUGCCUUUCAUUACUGACAGACACUUGAACGUCCUAGCCAUCUUUCAUGGGUAUAAAGACAAAUGUUGCUGGUGGUGUGAAGUCCUUAAAGCACUUAACACCACUGAGUAGUCUUGAAGCAAUUCAGUUGUUUGGUUGAAUAAUUAUUAUAACGUGGUUGUAAAUGAAGUGCAAACACUGAACGCAUGACGGUCAGAGCUUUAGUUUAAUUUUAUGGCCUGAAGAGAGCAAUUUAUUUAUCAUUAAGCAAUAUUAUUUUGUAUCAUCUGCUAACCGAUGAUAACACAUUUGUUGCCUCCUGGUUCUCGAGUAGGUCGGCAGGGCAUAAAAUAUUGCUAAACAAAAUAAUUUCCCCAAUGGUUGCCUUUUAAGAAAACCCUCUUUUCAUGUUAAGACAACGUCGUGGAUGUGUAGUUUACACCAUUAAUAUGAUCCCCACUGUUUACACAUCAUUUUCCAUCGGCAGGGGUUCGUUCCCAACUUUUUAGGUCACACUCUAGUUGAGCUUCUACCACGACGGCAGGUGUUGAUACUUUGGUUGUCUUGCCAGACUCACACAUGAGCUCAGUAGCCUAUUCAGUUUUACUAAAUGACAGUUGACUCUUUGAAUUAUAUUUUCUUUAAUGAAAAAAGGUUUAGCUGUUGUUUUUAUGCUGACAAACUUUUAAAUAUUUGGUCAGCGCUUCCUGCGUUGCAUCCUUUCAUUGGAAGUCGCUGUCCGAUGCUCGUUGAGUCUGCUUGUUGGAUGUUUCGUUGACGUGUGUGUGUUUUUUGUACUUGAAUCACGACUAGCUUUGAGUUACUAAAGUGAUGUCAGCAUUGCAUUAUUCAGGGUUGUCGUUUCUGUAUUUUCCCCCAUAAUCUAUCUAUGCUGCAUUUCAGAUUUUCUUAAAGGGUCAGUCUGAGGAAAGGUUCCACCUGUUAGAGGAUGGCUACUGUCUCUAGUUGCCGUUCACUGGAAGUGUAAAACUAUCAAUGACUAUUACUUCAUAUUAAUAUAUAACUCUCUCGUCAGUUGACUUAACUGAAUCAGCGUUUGUGUGACAAAAUGAAAGACCCUGCAAGAAAAACCUUUCACUUGUGAUACUACCACAAUAUCAACAAUGGGCGUACCAGAUUAGACAAAAAUAAAGAACUGAUCAGAA
Molecule: messenger RNA, 3974 nt
Organism: Gasterosteus aculeatus aculeatus (three-spined stickleback)
Lineage: Eukaryota; Metazoa; Chordata; Actinopteri; Perciformes; Gasterosteidae
Gene: kat2a
Product: K(lysine) acetyltransferase 2A
Biological process (GO): positive regulation of transcription by RNA polymerase II; chromatin remodeling
Cellular component (GO): nucleus; ATAC complex
Molecular function (GO): protein binding; histone H3 acetyltransferase activity
Source: RefSeq, a predicted model, not a curated record